Trichomycterus rosablanca is the source of this 2713-nucleotide messenger RNA. RefSeq names its product zinc finger protein 665-like. The record is from RefSeq and is a predicted model, not a curated record. Lineage: Eukaryota; Metazoa; Chordata; Actinopteri; Siluriformes; Trichomycteridae. The transcript is spliced from 5 exons. Gene Ontology annotation, molecular function: RNA polymerase II cis-regulatory region sequence-specific DNA binding; DNA-binding transcription factor activity. Bases 1 to 2334 code for a protein of 777 amino acids. Gene Ontology annotation, biological process: regulation of transcription by RNA polymerase II.
AUGAGUGAUGCGUCCUGUGUGCUCUCUGUGGUUGGAACCUCCUUCAGUGGUUCGAUGGUGAGGGCCGUGUUACUUGCGACGUUACGUGUGACGCAAGCAUCCAGAAGCUCCAGUAAUCAGCAAACGUCCUCUGGUACUGUCAGCAUUAACACCUCUCUCAGUCACACACAGGAAGAAGGAAACGUCUGCUCACAGUGUGGGAAGAGCUUUAGGUUCCUGAGUGGUCUUAAAGUACACCAGCGCAUUCACACUGGAGAGAAACUGUAUCAGUGCUCAGAGUGUGGGAAGAGCUUUAUUACACUGAGUAAUCUUAAAGUACACCAGCGCAUUCACACUGGAGAAAAACCUUACCAGUGCUUACAUUGUGGGAAAAGUUUUAAUCAACAGAGAAAUCUCAGAAGACACCAGCACAUUCACACUGGAGAGAAACCGCAUCAGUGUUCACAGUGUGGGAAGAGUUUUAAUCAACAGAGUCAUCUUAAAAGACACCAGCGCAAUCACUCUGGAGAGAAACCGUAUCAGUGCUCACUGUGUGGAAAGAGCUUUAUUACAGAGAUUCAUCUUGAAAUACACCAGCGCAUUCACAGUGGAAAGAAACCGUAUCAGUGCUCACAGUGUGAAACGGGUUUUAAUAAUCAGAGUGCUCUCAAAAGACACCAGCACAUUCACACUGGAGAGAAACCGUAUCAGUGCUCACAGUGUGGAAAAAGAUUUAAUCAUCAGAGUUCUCUAAAAGAACACCAGCACAUUCACACUGGUGAGAAACCGUAUCAAUGCUCACAGUGUGGAAAAAGAUUUAAUCAUCAGAGUUCUCUCAAAAAACACCAGCGCAUUCACACUGGAGAGAAACCGUGUCAGUGUACACAGUGUGGGAAGAGUUUUAAUCAACAGAGUCAUCUCAAAAGACACCAGCGCAUUCACACUGGAGAGAAACCAUAUCAGUGCUCAGAGUGUGGGAACAGUUUUAAUCGACAGAGUCAUCUCAGAAGACACCAGCACAUUCACACUGGAGAGAAACCAUAUACGUGUUUUCACUGUGGAAACAAUUUUAAUCAACUCAGUGAUCUCAAAAGACACCAGCGCAUUCACACUGGAGAGAAACCGUAUCAGUGCUCACAGUGUAAGAAGAGUUUUAUUCAACAGAGUGAUCUCAGAAGACACCAGCACAUUCACAGCUAUAAAACCCAAAUUCUCCUUGUAGGAACUAAGACCACUCUCGCCAAAACCAAAUCGUUUACUUUGAACUUUGAAAACUCCGUCAUUUCGCCUUCUUCCCAGGUUAAAAGCCUGGGUGUUGUUCUUGACAGUCAUCUUUCUUUCAAAGCACACAUCAAUAACAUUACAAGAUCUGCCUACUUCCACCUAAGGAAUAUCAACCGCCUACGCCCGUUCCUCAGUCAAACAAGUACUGCCAUUCUCGUCCAUGCGCUGCUCUACAUGGUCUUUCACCCUCUUACAUCUCCGAUUUACUCCAAUUCUACAAUCCCACCCGCACUCUUAGGUCUUCCUCAGCCUUCCAGCUUUCUAUUCCUUCUGUCCGCCUGUCGACUAUGGCACAAUCACAUCAAGAGCUGCAACCAUGAUAAAUAUGAUGCGCUGGUGAAGAUUAAGACUGAACAUGAGGAUCUGACGCCCACCAGAAGCUCCAGUAAUCAGCAAACGUCCUCUGGUACUGUCAGCAUUAACACCUCUCUCAGUCCCACACAGAAAGAAGGAAACGUCUGCUCACAGUGUGGGAAGAGCUUCAGGUUCCUGAGUUAUCUAAAAAAACACCAGCGCUUUCACACUGGAGAGAAACCGUAUCAGUGCUCACAGUGUGAGAAGAGUUUUAGUACACAAAGUGAUCUCAAAAUACACCAGCGCAUUCACACUGGAGAGAAACCUUAUCAGUGCUUACAGUGUGAGAAGAGUUUUAGUACACAGAGUGUUCUUAAAAUACACCAGCGCAUUCACACGGGAGAGAAACCACAUCAGUGCUCACAGUGUGGGAGGAGUUUUAAUCGCCAGAGUCAUCUCAAAGAACACCAGCGCAUUCACACUGGAGAGAAACCGUAUCAGUGCUCACAGUGUGGGAGGAGUUUUUAUCGCCAGAGUCAUCUCAAAGAACACCAGCGUAUUCACACUGGAGAGAAACCAUAUCAGUGCUCACAGUGUGGGAGGAGUUUUAAUCGCCAGAGUAAUUUCAAAGAACAUCAGCGCAUUCACACCGAAGAGAAACCAUAUCAGUGCUCACAGUGUGGAAAGAGUUUUAAUCAACAGAGUGAUCUCAAGAAACACCAGCGCAUUCACACUGGAGAGAAACCUUAUCAGUGCUCAGAGUGGAAAAAGUUUUAAUCAACAGAGUGCUUUUAAAAAAACACCAGCUCAUUCACACUGGAGAGAAACCGGAUCAGUGCUGACAGUGUGGGGAGAUUGUUGUUCAGUAUGUGCUCAGAUCACAACUUUCCUCUUUUUUUCCCUAAUUGGACCCAUGGGCUCUUCAUUCGUCUGCUCACUAAAACACUCUCACACCCUCACUCGUGCUCCCAAUCAUUAGUGUUUGAUUAAACGAGCAAGUGUGUGAGCAGUUGUAUGUGUAUGUGCAGGUGAGUAAGUCUUAAUCUUGAGGUGGGUUAAUGUUGUAUCCAGGGUGUGUUUAUGUGAAACUACUGACAGGAUGUGAUCUAAUACUGAUUUGCAGGAAGUGGUUACUGAAAAUAAAUAAAUGAAUCAC